AUGGCACAAGAUCACACUCCUGGCGCUGUCCCGGUCAAUGAGAAAGACCCUCCAAAUGAGCAACUCGAUGAUACCACAAGUGAUCGCUUUGUUCCGCUGGCAGGCUUUCCCCAAGAUGAGGAGUCCGGUGUGAACAACAGGGCUGAUCCUCGGUCGAAGUCGCUCUCUAGAACCGUCACCAAUACCAGUCAUAUCGGGACAUUGGCUGCCCGGACCUUGUCACUUGUGCGGACCAGAGAAUCCGGAAAGGAUAUCGGCCCUCCUCCUGAUGGAGGUCUCUUUGCUUGGACCCAGGUCCUCCUGGCUCACUUCGUCAUCUUCAACACUUGGGGGUAUAUCAACGGGUUUGGUGUCUUCCAGACAUACUAUACGGAGCACUUGGGCCGGCCUCCAUCCGACAUCUCCUGGGUCGGCAGCAUCCAGAUUUUCCUACUCUUCUUCAUUGGAACACUGUCAGGCCGUGCGACGGAUGCCGGCUUCUUCAAAGUCACUUUGGCCACGGGAGCGCUGCUGGAAGUCUUUUGCAUCUUCAUGACCUCCCUGUGCACCGAGUACUGGCAGCUGUUCCUCGCUCAGGGAGUCGGUCAGGGCAUCGGUUGCGGCCUCAUGUUCUGCCCGACCGUAGCCUUGAUGGCCACGUAUUUUACCACGAAACGGGCCCUUGCCAUCGGAAUCGUGGCCUGUGGAUCGGCGACGGGAGGGUUGGUUUUUCCAGCGGUCGUCGUGCGCCUGCUGCCACAGGUCGGAUACGCCUGGACGAUGCGCGUUCUGGGCUUCAUCACUCUGGCCACGCUCGUCCCUCCGGUGGUUUUCCUAAAACAACGAUUGCCGCCCCGGAAGAGCGGCCCGCUGGUGGAAUGGGCCGCCUUCAAGGAGCUGCCAUACCUGUUUUUUGCCAUCGGGAUGUUCCUCAACUUCUGGGGGCUCUACGUCGGCUUCUUCUACAUCGGCAGCUUUGGCCGCAACAUCAUCGGGGUCUCCGAGACCACCUCGGUGUAUAUCCUGCUGGUCAUGAACGGCAUCGGCAUCCUGGGUCGGGUGAUCCCCAAUACCAUGGCUGACUGGUACACCGGUCCGUUGAACAUGCUGAUCCCCUUCAGCCUGGUCACCGGCCUGGUAUCCUUCUGCUGGGCCGGGGUCGACGAGAUUCACGGGUUAUACGCAUGGAGCGCCUUCUAUGGUCUGGCGGCCGCGGGCAUCCAGUCGCUAUUCCCAGCCACCCUGACCUCCCUGACCACCGACUUGAAGAAAGCCGGAGUGAGAAUGGGCAUGGUGCUCAGUGUGGUCGCAGUCGCAGCGCUGAUCGGGUCUCCGAUCGCGGGAGCCUUGGUUCAGACGGCCGGCGGACAAUACCUCUACGCUCAGAUGUUCAUGGGCAGUGCGAUUCUCGCUGGUACACUGACUUUGGUCGCUGCAAGAGUAGCCAAACUGGGGUUCACAUGGCAUCGGAUGUAA
This is a messenger RNA of Aspergillus lentulus, 1455 nucleotides long. RefSeq names its product putative MFS monocarboxylate transporter. Gene Ontology annotation, biological process: transmembrane transport. NCBI's taxonomy places the organism in Eukaryota, Fungi, Ascomycota, Eurotiomycetes, Eurotiales, Aspergillaceae. The record is from RefSeq and is a predicted model, not a curated record. Gene Ontology annotation, molecular function: transmembrane transporter activity.